Pediculus humanus corporis (human body louse) is the source of this 1728-nucleotide messenger RNA. Its product is annotated as hypoxia-inducible factor 1 alpha, putative. Bases 1 to 1728 code for a protein of 575 amino acids. Gene Ontology annotation, biological process: regulation of transcription by RNA polymerase II. Gene Ontology annotation, molecular function: RNA polymerase II cis-regulatory region sequence-specific DNA binding; protein dimerization activity; DNA-binding transcription factor activity, RNA polymerase II-specific. The record is from RefSeq and is a predicted model, not a curated record. The transcript is spliced from 7 exons. NCBI's taxonomy places the organism in Eukaryota, Metazoa, Arthropoda, Insecta, Psocodea, Pediculidae. Gene Ontology annotation, cellular component: transcription regulator complex; aryl hydrocarbon receptor complex; cytoplasm.
AUGGCGAGGAAUUUGGCGGAAAAAAUGAGGAGAGAUAAGCUCAACACACACAUAAACGAAUUGUCGACGCUUGUUCCGAUGACCGCCGGUUCCAGCAAGAAAAUGGAUAAGACUAGCAUUCUCCGCUUAUCUGCCACUUACAUAAGAAUGAAUAAAACACUCAAACCUGAUAAAAGUUGGCAAUUGUUGCCGAAAGAAUUGAAAACUGUUAACCUGUCACAAUACCUUAUGGAAGACAUGGAAGGAUUUCUUUUGAUAAUAACGGCCGGUGCGAGAAUAAUAUUCAUAUCUCACACUGUUGAAAAAUACUUGGGACAUUCUCAAAUCGAAAUAAUGGGUCAAUCCCUGUACAACAUUUGCCACGAAGACGAUCGGGAAGAAUUGAAAAAAAAUUUAACUCCAGACGAAGGAUUUCCAUUGAAUUGCGGUACGGAUAGUCAGAGUCACGACGAGAGCAGUUCGAGCGAUGCGAGCACCACGUCAUCAUCGGCUCAAAGUUCUCCAGUUCCAGGUCCGGCAUUCAUUGAUCCACCGACGUCGACGUCGUGCGAAUCUCCAAUAGAAAACAUGGUCGACCGACAGAGAAGAUCCUUUUACAUAAGACUCGUUCAGAAAGCAUCGUCGAGAACGGAUCAACCACAGUACGAACACGUACACAUCGUCGGAGAUCUUAGAGUGCCAUCCAAAUUAGAGGUUCACACGACGCACACGAGGUCGAGAAGGCAAAGAGAACACAGUUUCAACGAAAACGACAUUGUUCUCGUGGCCGUGGGUAGGCUUUACAAGGAGAGAGAAAUAAGUUCCCUGUGUCUUUUGGAAGCGAAAAAGGAAGAAUACGUGACGAGGCACGAGCCGAGCGGUAAAAUGAUAUACAUCGAUCAUCGGAUCGCCGUCGUCGCCGGAUAUUUUUCCGAAGAGGUUUUGGGUUUAUCCCCCUUUAAUUUCAUGCACAAGGAUGACGUCACCUGGGUUAUGAUCGCUUUAAAACAAAUGUACGAUAAAGGAGAAGGAUCCGGUUAUAGCGUUUACAGAUUGAAAACGAAAAAUGGUGAACAUGUAUAUAUGAGAACGACCGGUUAUCUUGAAUUCGACCAAAAUACUCAAUCAAUAGGCUCAUUCAUUUGCGUUAACAGUCUCAUAUCGAAGGAAGAAGGAGAGCAGGGAAUAACGGAAAUGAAAAGACGAUACACUCCAAACGUACUGAAAUCUCUUAAAGAGUUACCAGAAGGACGAGAGUCGUCGACGAUGGCGGAUUUGGCUCUGCGAGGAAUCGAAAAUUACCAAAAGCUCAACGUUGCCGUUCGUGAACUCGUUUCGAGCCUUCACACGUCGGGUUCUAAAACGGAAGAGAGAGAGAGCAGGCUGUCGUCGGAGGAAUCCGUUGUUUCGCCGACGUCGGUGUCCUCGUCCCCCACCACCCAGUGCAACUGUAAAAAUAAUAAUAAUAAUAAUAAUAAUAAUCCUCGGGUCGUUGAAAUGGUCACGUCGACGACGGAAGUCACGGGAGGAGGUCUCACACGUCCCACCGUCCUCCGUGAAGUUACCUCUUAUCCGGUUAGCUCGAGCACUCAUCAUCAUAAUCAUCAUCAUCAUCAUCAUCAUCAUGCGGUCGUUUGCGCCAAAUCUUAUCCCAUGUCGCCGGAAAUCAAUUUGACGGAAGAUGGAUUGCAUUAUUCAAUACUAUCGUCUAACCGUUUGUUUUCGGUCGUGAACGUCACAUCCGGUUAA